AUGCAGGAUUCCAGCGAUGCCGCCUUUCGUAUUCGCCUAAACAAUAUCGACCAUUACCAGAUCGAACCAACGUCCUUUGACCCUCCUUUCCCUCCACCGAAAGGUUCAAAAUACCCACCAAAGAUCCCUAUCAUCCGAAUAUUUGGACGUACAGAGACAGGACAGAAAGUCUGUGCACAUGUUCAUGGAGCGUUCCCAUACAUCUACAUAGAAUACCCAACAGAAGAGAUCGGGCUGGAUCCCGUCAAUAGGAAUCGAUGGUUACGAGCUCUCCGUAAGAGCCUCGAUAAGGCUCUUAAUGCCCGCAAGGGCGACGAAUUCCAGAAUAAACCGAUCCCAAAACCAUACGUUGCUAAUAUAUCCCUUGUCAAAGGAACUCCCUUCUACGGUUUCUAUGUAGGAUGGAGAUACUACGCUAAGAUUUACUUACUUAAUUCUCGGGACAUGACCAGACUUUCCCAGAUUCUUCUCAGUGGGGCCAUACUUCAAAAGGUAUUUCAGCCGUAUGAAGCUCACAUACAAUACCUGCUACAAUUUAUGAUCGACUUCAACCUCUAUGGAUGUGGUUUUGUGGAUUGCAAAAAUGUUAGAUUCAGGCAUGGUGUUCCAGAUGUCGAUGAUAUUGAGGAGGGACACCGGUGGCAUACUGAAUCGAUCCCAGCGCACUGGAUGUUACCAGAGCAUGAGUUCCCUAGACAAUCUUACUGCUCGCUGGAGGUGGAUAUACAUGUCCAAGACAUCAUGAACCGGAAACUUGUUUCCCAACGCAUGCUCCACCAUGAUUUCGUUGAACGCACGAAUCCUAUCCCACAAGACCUUAAACUCCUCCACAGUCUUGCAGAAUUGUGGAAAGACGAAAAUAGUCGAAGAAGCUCUGGAGACCAACUCAAUAUGGAAGGAUUCGUAGCAUCAACCGGUAAGAGGGAGAUAAAUGAACCCUGGGGGGACGAAGAUGAAAAAUGGGAGAAGGUAAAUGCAAUAAUCGAAGCGGAAAGACUGAGAGGAGAUGGUUGGACACCAAGCUUUGAAGAUUUUGUACCGCGUGAAGAGCCUGACCCUUUUGUACAAACCGCCUUGCAAAGUGUGGAAGACUUUUUCGUCUUUCAGGACAUGGAACGUAAAGAUUUGCACCCGGAUGAGGAUGAAGACUCAAGAGCGGAUGUUGAUGUUGACCUUAUUGGAGAUAUAAAUAACGUCGAAUUUUCUGAUAGCGAUGGUGAUAUGGAAUUAGUCGAUGCUGAUGAAGAGAUGUUUAACAAAAAUGGGGAAGAAGAGGAGGAAGAGGGGGGGAAUUUAGAGGGACAAAAAGAAGAGGAACAACGGCAAGGAAAGGAUAAAGUAAAUGAGCUUGAGAACGAUUCGUCAUCACAGUCAGAUGAGUACUCAGACCUCGAAGAAAGCAUAACAAGACGAAUCUUGUGGCCAAAUGGUAGUGAUUCUCACACCCCAUCACAAGAAGGUCACGGUAGCAUUUCUCCCCAGGCCGAUUAUUUAGGAGACCCCAUGCUCCUUCAACUACAAAUUAAAGAUGAAUUUCGCCAAUUAGAAGACGGUUCAAUGAUAGUGCUAACGCCAGGCUCGCACCCUGUACCAACGAAGCGAAAACAUCAACCAGAUACUCCGGUCUCAGAGAAGAGGGCAUCCAAACUAAGCAAAAUUGAGGAAAUAGGAAAAUCCAUUAGCAUAUCACCUGGUAACCAGUCAUUAUCACAGUUAUCGAUAAACUCAGCAUCGAGUAAGGUCGAGGCCACAGGAAUUAUAGAGGAUUUAUGUAUGAACGAUGUACUAAACCGCUCGCCAUUACAACUGCCCUUGGAUUCUUCAAUGACAAGAGUUAUAACUCUUCCCCUUUCGCAAGAGAGGCCUUCUCAGAACAGCAUAAAUUCUCGGGGUGUGACCGCAAAUACUGCAGAACUUAUCCUUGUACAAGAAAUGGCUUCUCCCCAGGCGCCAAGCAUCAUCUCGAGUACAGCAGUUUCUAUCACAAUAAAUGGUGAAAAAAAAAUGCCCAAAAACAUCACGCUUCCGAACCCAGAGGGUAAUUGGCAUGUCCGUAAUUUCCGACCUCCCCGUACAUCUGAGCUCGUUCCUAUCGAGGACUUUGGGAUGCCUCAGGUCGAGUAUCAGGAACCAUACUUUUCAGAUGAGAAGGAUAUACCAGAAGCUGGCUUUGACUACGGCGGGGUCACACAUAAAUUUAACAGUAGAAAGAUUUCAAAUGUGCCUAGGUAUAAUGAAACGGAACAUAAUAAUUCAAAACUACUCAAUGAGUCAUUCAAUCAAAUUUCUCCUAAUUUCCGAUGCUGGGAGAUUUCUGCCCGUCCCCCUACAAGAUCAGAAGCUAUAAAGUGGCUAGAAGAGAAAAAGACAGUUCAGGAUUUAUCCUUCGUUCGGCGAGAACGCUCUGAAGAGCCAGGGCAUUCUUCUCAGAUCGAAGGUCCAACCCAAAAGAACAAGCAUGGGUUCAAAUUGUCUCAGAACGAGAAAUCCAAGUGUAUAAAUAAUGAAUUGCAACCUCUAAGCAUCAUGAGUCUAGAGGUCCAUGUCAAUACACGAGGAAAUCUUGUACCAGAUCCAGAAAAAGAUCCAAUAGCUAGUAUCUUCUGGUGCUUACAGUCCCAUGAUGGCUUUGAGAGUAAUGGUAUCAAAGAUGGAUACUACGUGGGAAUUCUAGCCAUGGAUGAGAAUGAUAAAGAAAAGACAAAAAAGGCUUUUCGGCGUCACUCUCAUGUAGAAAUCAAAGUUGAGUAUACGGAACUCGAUAUUGUAAUCGAGCUCGUAGAUCUUGUACGCGCCUUGGAUCCAGAUAUUCUCACCGGCUACGAAGUCCAUUCUAGUUCAUGGGGAUACCUGAUUGAACGUGCUCAAAAAGUUUGGGGCAUGGAUCUUUGCGAUGAUCUAUCGAGAGUGCGACAAUUGAGCCAAGGCAGGUUUGGUAAAGAAUUAGACCCCUGGGGAUUUAACACUGGCGCAGCGAUAAAAAUUCCCGGGAGACAUUUAAUUAACAUAUGGCGAGCUAUGCGUGGAGAACUAAACCUUCUAGGGUAUACGAUGGAAAAUGUCGUUUUCCACCUGCUGCAUAAACGAAUUCCCCAUUAUGGAUACGGCACCUUGACCAAGUGGUAUCAGAAUGGUGAUCCAGGAUCUUUGGCUACAGUUUUGGACUAUUACAUAGAAAGAGUGCAAUUGAAUCUAGAGAUUAUAGACCAACAGGAACUUAUUUCACGUACUAGCGAGCAGGCACGAAUAUUAGGCGUCGAUUUCAACUCGGUUUUUUCCCGCGGUUCCCAGUUUAAAGUCGAGUCUUUGAUGUUUAGAAUUGCAAAGCCCGAAAACUUCCUGCUUGUUUCGCCAAGUAAGCUUCAAGUUGGGAGCCAGAACGCUCUAGAGUGCCUACCACUUGUGAUGGAGCCAAGCUCGAACUUUUACACAAGCCCAGUUGUUGUCCUAGACUUUCAGUCUUUGUAUCCAUCAAUCAUGAUUGCGUAUAACCACUGCUAUUCCACAUUUGUUGGAAGGGUUGAUUCAUGGAACGGGCAAGACAAAAUGGGCUUUCAAGUUUACAAACGGACCCCAAGACUUUUAGAGCUAUGCAAAGACCACAUCAACAUUUCUCCAAAUGGCAUGAUGUUCAUCAAACCAAAUAUUCGAAAGUCCUUACUCGCAAAGAUGUUGGCCGAGAUCCUGGAUACAAGAGUCAUGGUCAAAAACGGAAUGAAGCGGUAUAAAGAUGACAAACAGUUAUAUAAACUUUUGAAUAAUCGACAAUUGGCCUUGAAGCUCAUUGCCAACGUAACCUAUGGUUAUACGUCUGCUUCAUUCUCAGGCCGUAUGCCAUGUGCCGAAAUUGCAGAUAGCAUCGUGCAGAGUGGAAGAGAAACGUUGGAGAAAGCUAUUGAUAUGAUCAAUAACAACAUGACAUGGGGCGCUGAGGUAGUCUACGGCGAUACUGAUAGUUUGUUCAUACACCUCAAGGGGAAAACAAAGGCACAGGCUUUCGAUAUUGGUGAGGAGAUAGCAGCUAAAGUUACAGCCAUGAACCCAGAGCCGAUUAAACUCAAGUUUGAAAAGGUCUAUCAUCCUUGUGUGCUUCUGGCGAAGAAACGUUACGUUGGAUUCAAGUACGAACAUCGGGACCAGCAAGAACCAGAAUUCGAUGCAAAGGGUAUAGAGACUGUAAGACGAGAUGGCAAUCCAGCAGUGCAAAAAAUGGUAGAGAAGUCUUUGAAGAUCCUGUUCCGCUCCUCUGAUCUGUCGCAGGUCAAGUCCUAUGUGACCCGCCAAUGGAUAAAGAUCAUGAAGGGGGAUAUAUCCAUCCAAGACUUUACAAUUGCAAAGGAAGUAAAGCUGGGCAAUUAUGCCGAGGGCAUCGCUCCCCCGCCUGCGGUCAGGCUUGCGUUAGAAAGGAUGUCCAAAGAUCCUCGGAACCAACCGCAAUAUGGGGAACGAUAUCCAUUUGUAGUUGUUGCAGGUGGCCCGAAUGCUAGGCUCAUUGACAAGUCUGUUGAAGUAGAAGUACUACUACACAACAGUGACAUCCUGUGUUUGGAUUCAGAGUACUACAUCACCAAGACCCUCAUCCCACCCUUGGCACGCAUUUUCAACCUUGUAGGAGCAGACGUAGCGUCAUGGUACAGGAAGAUGCCAAAAGUGCAACGACUACUAAGAACACUCAAACCAAAGCAUGGAGCCGAACAAAGGUCGGCAAGGACAAUGGAGUCCUUUAUGACGAAAUCUACGCAUGUCUGUGCCGUGUGCGAAGAAAAGGCAGAGACUAGAUACCAUAUAUGUCAGUAUUGUUACAACGAACGUGACGUCGCUGUGUUUAAGCUGCAGACAAAACUCACCCGGGCAGAGAAGUGGAAGAAUGACCUUGAGAAAAUAUGCUGGUCCUGCACCGGGCGGCCAUGGGGCUCAGAGAUUGCCUGCAAAUCCCAAGACUGCCCAAUAUACUAUUCCAGGGUCCGACAAACAUCCCUUCUCGCGUAUGAACGAGAAGAGAUCGAACCCCAUCUAGCAACCCUCGCGGAUGUGAAUAUGGAGGAUUUGGAAUGGUAG
Messenger RNA from Morchella importuna, 5058 nucleotides. RefSeq lists its product as uncharacterized. NCBI's taxonomy places the organism in Eukaryota, Fungi, Ascomycota, Pezizomycetes, Pezizales, Morchellaceae. Bases 1 to 5058 code for a protein of 1685 amino acids. The transcript is spliced from 14 exons. Gene Ontology annotation, molecular function: DNA-directed DNA polymerase activity; DNA binding; nucleotide binding. Gene Ontology annotation, cellular component: nucleus; zeta DNA polymerase complex. Gene Ontology annotation, biological process: error-prone translesion synthesis; double-strand break repair via homologous recombination. The record is from RefSeq and is a predicted model, not a curated record.